Molecule: messenger RNA, 6636 nt
Organism: Prorocentrum cordatum
Lineage: Eukaryota; Dinophyceae; Prorocentrales; Prorocentraceae
Source: the annotation of a GenBank genome assembly
AUGCUGUGUACACUGCAGCCUUUCAGGCUCAACCAGCCGGACGGCCUGCCCGGCCGAACUGUCGACAGAGAGAGACAAAGAUUCCAUCUCAGAUCAGUACCGUAUCUCGUGGCGAUGGUGACGAUCAUCUCAGAGACGGUAGGGCCGUUCGGCCCUGUGAAGGCGGGGGAGAAGCCCACCAGAGGUCAUUCGACUCUGGUAGCGGAGCCGGAGGGCUCUGCAGGGACGGAUCAGCCCAAGGCGUUGUACCUGUGCGGCUCCGACUUCGUGCACGGCCUGUGCGACACAGGCCACCAGGACGAGAGUUGGAAGCUCCUCCUCGUCGCCUUCGGCGAGGGCCUGCCGGCAGCGGAGCUGGCCCAGCUGAGUACGUCAAAGGUUCCUCCGUUCUGGGCCCCGUACCUCGAGCAGCGGGGCUACCCCUUCUGCCUGUGGGUCCAGGACGUGAUGCUGUGGUGCGCCGCGACGGAGCUGCAGCCCCCCCAGCGUGGCCCAGCUAUCGUCCAGCGCCUGGGGGGCACAGCGAGGGACCUCUGUCGCGAGUUGCCGGUAGAGAACAUCGCGCUGGGCAGGUUCGAUGGCCAUGGCAAUCAGAUCGAGGACGGGGUUCAGAUGUUGACUGCGGGACUCCGACGGCGCUUCGGCCCGCUCGACGUUCAGACUUCGAUCAGUACCAUCGUGGAACUAAUCACCUUCCGCCGACAGGAGCGGGAAAGCGUCGACGAUGCGGUCACCCGUAUCGAGGCGCUGCGCGCACGAGCGGGUCAACUCGACGAUCAGUUUGUGCUACCGACGCCCGUGCUCGCUUUGCUGUUCUUGGAAGCGAUGCAUGUACCCAAGGCGGUGUACCCCCUCGUGCUGCAGAGCAAUAGCGGCCAGUUGCCAACGACGACGGACCAGCUGAACACGAUGAUUGGCAUGGUACGGCAGCAGGGGCACUUCGCCGAGCACACGCAUGCAGGACCGCAGAGCCUGGCCGAGGGCUACCGCGGCAAGGGACAUCAUGGGCAGCAUUGGUUUACGGGCGAUGGCGCCGGCGGCGCAGCAACAUGGAGUGACACGGCCGCAUACAUGUACGGACAAAGUGCUGGCGGCGGGAGCAGCACGGGAUCGGCCAGGCACGGCAACUCCUCUCAGUACUACGUCGUUCAGGAUGAGGAGGGCUGCGACUGCUGCGCCACCUGUGCGAGCUACCUGUACGAGGACGAGCCGGGCGACGAGGACUCGAUGACCGACGACGACGACAUUGACACCUCCGAGUUCACGCCCGCGGAGCUCCAGGAGUACUACGGCGACGCCGAGGGCUGGGAUUGCGACACGCUGCUGCACGAGUACAUGUUCGCCAAGCGCAGGUUCCGUCACUUCGUCCACCGCGGCAGCCGCCGUGCACGUUUUCCUCGCAGCAAUUGGUCCAUGCGCAUGAGCAGCGGAAAGGGCGGCAGCUUCGGACGAGGACGUGGCCAUGGCAAAGGAUAUCAUUUUGGCGGAUCAGUGGUGAAUCCCGGAUCCUUGGCGGGCGGAAAAGGUAAGAGGAAGAAGGGUGGCAAACAUUACAUGGCAGGCUCUCCGAGGUCCACCAACCCGCGGGGCAGAGACGGUCGUAGCACGCGAUGUCACGAGUGCGACUCGGCGACGCACUUCGCGGCCUCCUGCCCCCAGCGCAAGGGCAAGGGCAAGGGCAAACACUUCGCGGCCUGGAGUGCGCCUAGCGCCACGACGGGUCCUCCGACACCCGGCUCCCAAGCCGUGGGUCCAGUGCUGGCCGCGUACUCACCUUCCCCAGCGCAGCCGAGAACAGGAUCGAUGACUGGAGUACUGCACUACCUCACGGACGAUGUCCAGACGCCUGGCGUGCGGAUCGGCGACCUCGACGAGGAUGACGACCGCGAGGCCCUGGACUGGGAGACCCUUAACAUGUUCGACGACAUCACGGAGCGCGACAUGCUGGCGGAGAUACAGGCGAGCGCAGAGGACCUCACCGACGCGAAGACUAGCCUCGAAUGGUUUCCGUGGUGGCGAGUGGACCAGCUCGAGAGCACCAGCGAGGGGACCUAUCUGGUCCGCACCCGCAUGAAGAACAAGAGUGGCGAGGCCUUGCCGGUGGACCCCGGGGGCCCAGGGAACCUCAUUGGCGACGAGUGGGGCCAUCGGAUGGCCGAGAAGCAGCGACAGGCAGGAGGUCAGGUGGCUACCUAUGAAGCACCAGUGCUCCCGAACAGCAGCGUGCCAGAGCUGCUCGGGCGGAAGUCCUUGCGGGGCCAGCGCGCCCUGCUGGACUGCUUCAACAACAGGCUGUACCGCAUCGGCCCAGGGGUGCAGGGCCGACAAAGACCAUGCAUUGGCUACGUCAACCGCGUCCGAUACUACCGCCUCGACAGCAGCUACUUCACCAACUCCGAUGGCGUCCAGCAUAGCAAGCAAGCAGAGUACUACCGCAACGUCAUCCAGCAGCGAAGCCGCCGCGAGCAGUUCUGGUGGGCGGACUCCCUGCGCCACCGGCGACCGGAGCUCGCGUGGAUCAGCCUUGCCCAGCCGGGUACGGCAAGGGGCACGCGGAACGACAAGCGAGCCAAGCGCUUCGAGUGCAGGAUCGCUCGAGCUCAACUUGAAGGACAUCGCCUAUGCGUCGUCGAGGCAGACGAGGGCAGCGCGGCGUGGGAUAUGCCCGACAUUCUCGAGCUGAUAGACGACGGCAGAUGGCACAUGGGACGACUGCGAUGGUGUAACCUCGGAGUGCGUGACGCUCGAGGAUUCCCAGCAGCACAGGUCACUCGCAUCUUCAGCAGCAGCUACUUUGACGACCACGAUGCGAAGUGCCGCUGUGGCUGGCCACCUGGCCGACACGUUACACGGAAGACAGCUGCAGAUCGGCCAGACUUCAAAGCCAAGGGGGUGUCUGCCUUGGUCAAGCGGAUGGUGGCCGCUGGGUGCAUCGACGGCGGCGUGAGAUCACGGACAGUGGCCUUGGAAGAAGCCGGCGUGGAGCAGUCACGACGUGAGUUGCAUCCCCCUGGCCGAGUCUCGUUCGCCGACGACGUCGACGAUGCCGGCUGCAAGGUGAGCGCGCUGGCCGCGAGCUUUCCCACCGAGCAGAGGACGCGCGACAAGGCGCGCAAGGCAGCAGACCCGGAUCGCAAGGUGAAGAAGAGACCGCAGGAGGUCGAGCAGGUCUUCGACGACUGCGGGUCCGACUUCACGAAGCUCUACGUGGCGAACGAGUACGAGGUGGACGAGGUCUGCUACGGCGCCGAGCUCAGGGAAGAUCAGUACGUCGACGGGUUCUCGGUACUCAACAAGGUCAUCAACCACGGCGGCUGGCUGCGCAGUCGCAGGAUAUCAGUGGCACUGGCCCGCCUGGCCGCUGCGGCAGCAUGCGCGCAGAUGAACGCCGGGCGCCACUUCGUGUCGGAGCAGCCCCUGGGCAGCGACUUUACAAACUCGACGACUGGACUACCGAUCAAGAAGUCCUCCGAGUUCUGGGCAUCGAACGAGUGCUUGAUCGGCGGCCUCAGGAAGUUCCGUUGCGACGGCCAGCAUCAGCACGCCCUGCUGGCACAUGGCGGUCGAGGCGCCUGCCCGGAGCAGGACAAGCGGCGCCUGGAGAAUCCUAAAGAUCAUGCAGAGUGGGCCAUCGGUAUUUGCAGGGAGCUGGCCACGAGUAUUGCCCGCAUGAUAGAGCACGUGAGGUCUCAGGGACAUCACCUUGUCGUGUUCGAGUGCUACCCCGCGACUGCGGUGCAGGCGGACGGCGCUGGGCAGUCGGACCGCGAGUCCUGCGGCCACGGCAACCGCCAGCCGCGGAAGAGCCGAUUGCGGAUCAAUCACCAAGCGCAGCUCGAGCUGACGCGCCCGACGCCGAGCCAGAACCACCACUACCUCCACCCGUUCAGGCAGAACGGCGAGCUCGAAGAGCGGGACCCGAUGAUCCACUUCCACCAGCUCUGGCAGCGCGGCAAGCUCGGAGAGCUCGCUUGGAUGGUCCACGACCUCGAUCGAGACUGGCAGCCGCACUGGACGGAGCAGAGCCAGCUGAGUCGUCAGGUGACGCCGCAGGAUCUGCUGACGCCGCCGCGGAAGCACCGGGCGCGGCGCAACCUGCAGCAGCUCCAGCUGAACGACCUCAAGGUGUCGAUGCGGGAACUCAGGCUCGAGCCAGUGACGAGCCUGGCUGGACCGCGUUCGACCUCAGACACGCGUUGCGAUUGCCGCGCAGCCCACAUCAAGAAGUUGUCCGGCGCCAACUACGACGACUCCAUGUUCGCCGGCGCCCUUGCGUCCACGCUGGCCCUGGUGAAGGAGAUCUGCGACACAUGCCGAGUGUGCAGAAUGUGGACGCGACCGGGACCGAAAAGUAUGACAGUUUCUCGACUCGCGACGGGCUUCAACGAGAUGGUCCAGUGGGACAUUCUCUACAUCGGCGACCAGAUGGUGGCCCACAUGAUCGACGAAGCCACGCGCUGGACAGUGCUGAAUAUUUUAGACCGCAAGGCGGCGAUCACGAUCAUUGCUGGGAUCACCAACGGCUGGAUACGCCCUCGUGGCCCCAUGAAGCUGCUGAUUGCCGAUGUCGAGGGCGGCCUCCACGGAGAGGAGGCGUACCAGUGGCUGGACCGCUGGGACAUCGAGAUAAAAGCUAAGGAAGAGGGCUCGCACGCUCAGUUGGUGGAGCGUCAUCAUGACCUAGCACGCAAGAUCAUACACCGAGUGCGGAGCCAGCUUGAGCAGGAAGGCAUCGCGAUGCCGUUGGAGAUCGUGAUUGCGGAGUGCGCACUCAUCAAGAACCUCCUCAUCACCGUGGCGGGCUUCAGUCCCUACCAGGCGGUGUACGGACGACUCCCUCCACUACUGGCGGAGUUCGAGCCGGUGAGCCACUGUCAAAUUGAUGAUCAGUCUGCGGGCAUCCCGGGCAUCUCACGACACCGUCAUCGACUACGUGAGGUGGCGAUGCAGGCCAUGGUAGAGAUGACCGCGAAGGAUCGACUGAGGCGUGCACUACGGUCCAAGACACGGGCCCCUCACGAGACAGUAUCACUUGCUGUCGGAGAUCAGGUUGACUUCCAUCGACCACCGAGCACAAAGGAGGAGUCGGGCUGGCGUGGACCAGCCACUCUGCUGCAGGUUGGACCGCCAGUGCUCGUUCGAUGGCAAGGCCGAGUCUUUCAAGUCCGACCACAGGACCUUCGACGCAGCCUUGUGUAUAUUGUGAUGUUCACGAACAACAUCUUCUUCGAAGCUGGGUCGCGCGACCCGGUGGCCACCAUCAUGAGCUACGCAGACCAGCUGGACAGCAAGGUCGCGCGUGUGGGCUGGCUCUUCGACGCCGGGUGGAAGCGGACCGCGGACAGUCAGAAGCUCAGCGAGCUGGUUCUGGCGGUGUUGCAUGUAGCCGCCAGCGGCUUCUACCUGGUGGGCUGCAUCGACGCGAGAGUGGGCAAUGGCGUAUCUGUAUUUGAAGGAAUGGUCGGCUGUGACCAUAGCUUUCUGUGGUGGUGGCGGCGUGGCCGUCCAGAGCUAUCCUGGUACCACGAGGCGUCGGGUUCCGCGAGAUUGAAGCUUGCGCAGAUCUUUGGCAAGGAUCAUUGGCGAGACGUGAGCUUCGUGCAGUUCAUCCUGACCGACCAUGGUUUGGCAAUCUCCCACACGCGCGACGAUAUGAACAGCCAGAGCGACCUGAACCCGGACCAUUUCAAGACCCACCUGAGCUUCAGGAAGUUCGAGAGAGAUCGCGAUCUCGUGACGCUGGGGGCCGCGAUCGUGGAGCUCGAGGAAGACCAUGACGCGAACGACGACGACGAUUCGGACAGCGACGCCACUCAGGAGUACGAGUUCGCCAGUUGGCAGUAUAUGAAGGAGCAGGCCGCAUUGCCUGCGGUCGACAUCGAGUGCGCUCAGAACGACUUCUUCUUCUCAGCCCCGGACGCAGAUCACGUGAUGGAGGCCAUUGAGGAGGACUCCACGAAUUCCCGACCCGACUGCGUCGAGAUCGGCAUGGGCGCUCCGUUGAUGUACUGGGUAUGCCCCGAGGCAGAACACGUUCGACGUCCGGGAACUGGCGAGAUCUAUGUUCUUCGCAUCUACAGCGCGGGCCAGCGCGAGAUUGUUGUCGAGCGCGAGAUGAAUGUGCUCACGCUGGAGGAAGCCCGAGAGCAUGGGGUUGAAGUGCGACAGGCGAUGAAGGAUGAGCUCCAACGCUGGGCGGGAUUGCAAGCAUUCCAGCGAUUCCCGAAGGAUCAGGCGAACAACGUCAUCGACCUCGCGCUGGGUGUCAUGCUGAAGAAGGUGUUGGAGAAGACCGGCGGCAAGGCACUCAUCAGCGACCCGCAGCUCUAUGUGUACCACAACGAGCAGGGCGAGCUGCAGAUGAUCAUGUCCUCGCACGUUGACGACUUGAAGGGCGGCGGCGAGGACUACCUGAGGGAGAAGGUGCUGGGCAUGAUAGAAGCGGAGUUCGGGAAGCUGAAGCGCCAGUAUGGCAACUUUGAGUGCAUUGGCAUUAUGCGCGAGCAGAACCUCACCACGAAGGCCAUCUGGACGCACAAGCAGCAUUACGCACAGCAGCUACGCCCACUGCAAGAAUAUCAGCAUGUGAUGGAGAACGACGACGGACAGGUGAACACCGACAGUCACGCCGCAUAA